GUGGGGGCAUUUCACUUGUGUGAGACAUGAUUUACUCAGGUAGAUUUAGAGAAUACAUACGGUGUUAAUCACAAAACGAAAUUCCCAGCCCUUGCAAACAUUUGAUAUGAAAUCAAUAGACACGCUUUGACAAAACAAACAUUUGCAAAAGUGAUUGCAGAUUACCAAAAAAAUGCAUUCAAGUUUCGAAAAACAAACGAAAAUAAAAUGUUUCUUUGCAGGUAUAAGGACAGUUGUAUGACAACGUUAGGGAAAAAUGGCGCAUCUUGAGUCCAAGAGUCCGGACGCAACUUUCACUUUAUUCGUUGUUUUACCAACGGAAGAAGUCUGCACACUCCGUAGGGUUCCUUCUGGUAUAUACGUCAACGAAGUCAAAGGGAAACUAGAGCUUGCCGCAGGUCUACCCUCCAACAUCUACAUGCUGACUUAUCCUGAUGGAGAAUGUCUUAGUGACAGAGAAAGGUUGCUCAUCCAGGAAAACGUCCGGGACGGGUAUCUAUUGCGAGCCCAGAUAAUGGAUAACUGGGAUACGCUGUACAACGCCUUGGUACAGAACAACACGGAGUACGUCUACCACAGCGGUGGUGUCCACGUGAAGGGAAACAUCAUGGUAGGCCAGGACGACACCGGCAAAAUAGAGGCUUUGGUACGGGAACGUGCCACAGCCGCACUCUUCAUCGCAGCCUACUCCGGAUUGGUGAAGAUGUGUAAUCUGUUGAUAUCCAUAGGUGUAAAUAUGAAUGGAUCUACGCAUUUUGGCAGAACAGCCUUGCAUGCAGCAGUUUGCAAAGACCGUAUUCAGAUUGUGAACAUGUUGCUAGAUGCUGGUGCCACAGUUCAUGUUUACGAUAUAUAUUCUCAGAGUCCCGUAACUAUAGCAAAAUCGUACAAUUCCUUCCAAUGCGAAAAAAGACUUCGUCUCAUGCAGUUAAAUCUGCGGGGUUUGAAGGAUUUACAAAACAAAAACUCUUACUCAAAUCUGCAACUCAAAGGGAGGGUAUCGAGUACUCCACAAAUAGCUCAACGUGACACUGAAACAGCGAGAAGCACUAAACCUAAAUCUACAUCCGCUGGGACAAACAGACAAUAUACAGAAAAUGUAUCAUCACACAACGAUCAACCGAAGAAACUUCUGUCUGCACGGUCCGAUAAGAACAACAACACGAUCAAAACGAGGACGGAAGGAUACUGGGUAAUAUCGCAAUCCAACCCCAGGCAUAAAGAGUUGGACGGGGCCUUAGAGAAAAGAUAUUUAAACUUUUUAGAACAUCACGACAAACUGAUCCAAAACAAACAGUAUCCCUUAUCUGCCAGUAAAUAUCGAAUUCUUAAGUUCAAGAAAGAUUCCGCUGACAUGGCUGUAGGACAUCAUUCACUUCCGGAGGAAUCCAAACCAACACAUGGAAGGAUUAUCGCCCCUGUCCCUGUGGAUACGGUAGAAAUACACGUAGAAACUGAACACCCGACUGAGUCAAAUAAAAUUCACUCACCGAAAAUUCCAGAAGAGCCGAGUUUGUCAAACUCAACAAGAGGAACACGUGAUAAUGACAACAGUGUUCGAAAAAGCAGCUUAAAAUCAGGAACUUCACUGUUACCAAAGAGAGUUCGAUUUUCAGCAAAGUCAAGGUCUCUGAAGAACCUUGCAAAACCCGAGACAAUGGAGUCGUUCAAAGACUUGAAAAGAAAGAUUUCCAUUGCUGCUAAUCGAACAGACAGUGCCAGAUCAACGUCGUCUAGAAAUUCAGGGAUUACACACGAGUCUUGGUUACGGAGGAAGCUGGCGCAGGAACGGAAGCUUAUGUCUGAUUCCUCAGACUCCAGCGACAGUGAAGACAAUGCCGGGGACUCUGAUGCCUUCAAAGAAUGGAUACAAAAGAAAAAGGAGGCCAAUUUCGGUCCUCCAAGGCCGAUAACUCGACCCAUACCUGGUCUGAUUCAGAUAGGCUCAACGGAUGUAGGGGAUGGAAGAAACCCCGAUCCGAUUCAUAAUAUUAAAGCGUAUAAGAAUUGGGUAGGAAAGAGGCAGAAGACGAAAAGAAUACCAAACGUGGAAAGAUUAAGAACUAUGCAGGACUUCAUGGCACAUAAGAAAAAGUUGGAAGAGAAACGACAACAGUUGUUAAUGAUUGCAAUUACUUACGAAGAGUGGAUGGAUUUCAAUGAAGAAAAGAAAUUAUUAAUCCAGAAAAUCCUUCGUGCAGACCUGGAAGAACUAAAAAACAUGGAAAAGGAACUUUCUACCAAAAAAGCACCACAUCAGAUUUCUUUCGAAGAUUGGAAGGAAAAAGCAAAGAAACGAAGGGAAGAGGAGCUUAUUAGACGUGAAAAGCAAAAACGGUUUCUGAAAGAGGAACAACGAGAGAAGAGAGUGAAUGGGCGUAGUAGUGCUGCUAUCCCACAUGCAGAAUGGUUACGGUUGAAAAGGACUGAACCGCAACCUCGACAUUCAGUAUCCCCAAGACCAGACUCCAUGUGUGGUUCUGCGCAGACUCGAAAGGAAGCAGAAGAGACAUACAAAAAAUGGUCGUCUGCAAGGCAAGAGGAUGGCACCAAUACUACAAUGCCAUAUGAAAAGCAAUUACAAUUGGGUUCAAAGAGUUUAUCACCACUGGUCACUGUGCGGUAGACUUUUUUCUUACUUUAAA
This is a messenger RNA of Saccostrea cuccullata (small rock oyster), 2645 nucleotides long. RefSeq lists its product as uncharacterized. The transcript has 3 exons. Bases 257 to 2626 code for a protein of 789 amino acids. The record is from RefSeq and is a predicted model, not a curated record. Gene Ontology annotation, molecular function: protein binding. Lineage: Eukaryota; Metazoa; Mollusca; Bivalvia; Ostreida; Ostreidae.